This is a messenger RNA of Ochotona princeps (American pika), 1968 nucleotides long. RefSeq lists its product as uncharacterized. NCBI's taxonomy places the organism in Eukaryota, Metazoa, Chordata, Mammalia, Lagomorpha, Ochotonidae. The record is from RefSeq and is a predicted model, not a curated record. The coding region runs from base 1 to 1530 and encodes 509 amino acids. The transcript is spliced from 6 exons.
AUGAGCUCUCAGAGUAAGGUGUCUGGUUUAGGGGACAGAGUCGGCCACAUAAGGGGGGAGCAAGCAGGUCCUGGCAGCCCUUGUGCCUCUCAGGCACGGGAACCAGGCUCGGACUUGGGGCCUCCAGGGAGGGGCGAGGGCAACGGCAGAGAUCAGGGCCAGGAUUUAGGCGACGGCGCAGGGCAGUGCAGGCCCUCAAGCCCCUUGGCCUUCAAGUGGCUGCUGGACUUGGACUCUGCGUCUGAGUCCGAGGCAGAAACGAUCCAGAUAGAACUGUCAGAGCUUUGGAGUAGCCAGGCCUGGCCCGGGACUUCAGCCCCCGAUGGGCAGGAUCCCGUGGAUGACGUGACCCAUAUUCCUGAGCCAUGGGGGGCGUACAGGCAGUCAGGGAGAGACCCAGAUGUUCGGGCCGAACGCAGAGUGCCCAGCAUAGAAAGCGGCUGCCCUGAGGCAGCCUCCGUUUGGGAACACCCCCAGACGGACCCAAGCGGCAGAGGUGAGCAGGGCCCAAGCUGUGUGGAGUCGCUCCGGCCUUGUGCUGGCCCUCAGCACGAUAGUGUCCCCAGCAGAGGCCAGUCCCAGGACUGUGCGGUCAUUCGCUGGAUAAGCGGAGGCCCCACCCAAGGCAGGAUCCCUGUAGAAGCGGCAGCGAGCCCCACAUACUCAGCUUCCCAGGCCAGGGAGAAGUUCCCUCACGAGCAGUCGGGAGCUCCCCUGACCGCCGCUCCCCGGGAUCUCACCUGGGCCACGCAAGUGCAGACAGUGGGAGAAGCAGGGCCCGGUUUCUCCAAGGAAAUGCAGGGUGUUGUGUCCCAAAAGGGAGGGCACACGCCCAGACACCUGACAGCUGCUGGCACGGAGCCCGCUGGCACGGAGGCUGCUGCCCCAGUGACCACUUCCCGGGCCAGCCCUAGGAAGAAAGCUGGUCAGAAGAAGAAGGCCUCACGUGCUGCCCCCCAAGUUGUCCUGGGGGGAGCCUUUCCUCCAUGGGGGUACAGGGGGUUAGCAGGUCCGGCAGAUCCCGCCACCAUCCCCCCGGUGCUUGGUAUUUCGCUGCUGGAGAAGCCCAGUCCCUCUUCUACGAUCCCUUCAAAACCCAGACAGCCCCAGCAGGGUGACUCUGGGAAGAAAUCUGGGGCCAGCAGGAAGUCCCAGCCUGCAGCUGCAAGACAGGCCCGCCCCAACAGAGAUCCUCUGCAAAGGGCUCAACUUCCAGCACAAGUGACAGAGUCACCCUCCGGGUAUAUGCGUCAUGCAGAAUUCCGCUGUGCCCAUGCUCAUACCCAAGACCACAGUGUUCCAGAAAACUUGCAGCCUCGGGGGUCCAGCCCAAGACACCAUCAGCCUAUAGGCCCUGCACACUCUGGACACCAGGAAUCACAUGUCCAUCCUCAAAGAUCAAAAAGGCGACAAUUACCACCUGGAAUAGAGGGCUGUCCUCGGUGCAUCGCACUAGAGAAAGAAGCAGAGGAUCUUAGAGAACGAAUAGAUGUGAUGCGGUCUCUUGCUGAGAGAUAUCAGACCCUAUGACGUUGAAGCGGCCUCUUCUACAAGGCAAGCAGCACCUGGAACCCGUGGAGCCCAGGAACUGGAGCCCAGCUGCUUCUCUCCAGCUCUUCUGCAGCCAGCACUUCCCCUCCUCCCCUGCUCGGAACCCUUUCCCACCCGAGUUCCCAGCAUUUUCCAUUUGCAGUGUUUCUCAUGUUCUGUGCUCUGCCCUCUCUGCGGUUGUGGAAGUGUUGCAUCUCAGAGCAUUUUAGAAACCAAAGUUGUCCUGUUUUGUUCCACAGUAGUAGAGGUGGACGUGAUGACAAUGUAUUCUGUUCGUGUGGAUAGAAAAUGUUAAUGGAAAGGUUUUGAAUGUUUUCACCAUAAACACAUUGUUUGUAGACAGCAUCCACACAUGACCUGGUAUCGCAUGAAAAUAUGCAGGCUUAUGUAUCUCCCGAUAGUUAACAAAUUAUUAAA